This is a messenger RNA of Pleurotus ostreatus (oyster mushroom), 3801 nucleotides long. RefSeq lists its product as uncharacterized. The transcript is spliced from 7 exons. Gene Ontology annotation, molecular function: nucleic acid binding; ubiquitin binding; zinc ion binding. Gene Ontology annotation, biological process: protein linear polyubiquitination; proteasome-mediated ubiquitin-dependent protein catabolic process. The record is from RefSeq and is a predicted model, not a curated record. Gene Ontology annotation, cellular component: ubiquitin ligase complex. Bases 1 to 3801 code for a protein of 1266 amino acids. NCBI's taxonomy places the organism in Eukaryota, Fungi, Basidiomycota, Agaricomycetes, Agaricales, Pleurotaceae.
AUGGCAGCGCCGUCAGUCCCGAAGUCAGGUACCACUCAACCUACCACACCGAAGGACAGCCUUCAAAAUGGAACGAAAGUCGUCAGAAAUCACCCUCAGAUUCACGCACGACGAGCCCCUCCACCAAUAGAUCCCAAACCACCCUUACGAGUUCCCAAUGAAUCCACGUUAACCACAAUACCGCCCGUGAACUUCGCCCACACGCAACCCCCUCCUAUACCCGUCGUCGAUCAUCCGACACCAACAGCACCCCUUAGACACAUAGAACCCCAAAAUACAGAAAAUGAACCCACUACCCAGUCGAAGCCGCAGGUACAGGUGACCAUUGGAGAAACCACUUACCUCGUCUCGAAUCCAUACGCCCGAUACCAGGACAUAUGCCGAAAGGCCCUUCGUCAACGAUGCGAAUUCGGUCCCAAAUGUCACCGACUCCAUCUUCGCGCGGGAUUAUUCCCUCGAGAACACCUCGACAUCAUUCACAAUCAUCCCGACCUGAUUAAAAUCACCAAGGCCGACCCACCCCCGCCCACGCCGAGUUCAACUGUGAACUCCUCCCCGCACGUUUCCAAUGAACCGACGCAGCCUGUCGUGAAGCUCCCGCCGCCCCAUUUACCUACAAAGCCAACACAUCAUCCUAUUUCUACUCCCCUUCCUGUAUUGCAGAUGCCUGGAGCGGCCACUGUACCUGCUGUCAAGAAGGCCGCAUCUACCAUUGAUCCGCUUCUAUCAUCUCAACCAACUCCUUGUCCACCCAGAGACCUUCAUCCUCAUCUACGGCAGGCCUCCACUACGGCGCUUCCAAGUAAAGUUCUGGCGGCCAGCGACUCUCAAUCUACGAAAGUUUUGAGGGAUCCCCCACAGCCUCGACGCAAAGAGUCCAUACUGACUGUAGAGGCAUUUUACUCGCAGAUCUACGUGGACGACGAUUCGGGAUUUUGGGGUUGGAAACGUGACGAUAGGGACGCUUGGGAUGAUACGGGUCAAUCUUCAAGCGACGUAUCCAUGGAUACUACCACCUCGGAUAUGAACUCGUCGAGAUCGAGUUUCGAAGAGUUGCCGGAAGCGCACGAGAACUCAAAGAGUGACAGCUUGCCAAAUCGGGAGCGUAGUGGUAUCCCACCUUGUGCAGCGUGGCUACUUGGCCGCUGCGAAUAUGGGUCGUCUUGUUUAUUCGCCCAUACUUCGCCGCCUGGGCUGCCAGGUCGGCCUACUCCCCCUGCACCUCCCCUGCCUCCAGGACUACCAUCUCGUCCCAACCCCCCGGUCGUAAAAACUUUACCGCAAGCGAAAUCACCCCCUCGCUUAACCUCGAUCGAGCUUACACCACGUCCCAGACUAGGCGACGAGGGUUCGAGAGAUCGAGAAUUGUGUAGAGACUGGGUGCGGGGACGAUGCUUCCUCAGAGAUCGAUGCAGGUUCGCUCACAUCACCCCGCCUGGUGGUGCUCUGGCCUAUUCGUCUCAUCAUAUCCGACCGGGUCAGGCCGAGAGCAGUUCAUCUCGGUUAUCGAGUAGCAAAACGGCUCCUCCCUCGACUGUGGCCGCGGCGGGUCCUGCAUCUGUUGUUUCCAGCCAUAGGUCGGCUCCCUUGUCCACCGCAUCAGCUGGUAGUGGUAGCGUUACUCGCUACGCGAUAUCUGAAAAUAAAACCGUGGCCCACACAGUGACGUCUACGUCGGCCACCAAUUCGACGGUGUGGAAGGUUCGCGUCCUUGAGCAUAAUAGACUACAAUUGGGACCCGGUUUCGUUGUCGAGAGCCUUAUGACUGGAUUCGAAACGCCUUUCGUGCUGUUGGAAGGCAUCCCAUCUAAUGUCUCCACCGCUCUUUUGACCAAGACGCUGUCGGAUCAUGGUCGGGUUAUGGACAUACGCCCCGCUGGGGUACAAGGCAGAAAUCACCGAGUGAAGUUCGGUUCUCCGAAGGAAGCCCAGGACGUGAUCAGCGAAUUAAACGGCUCAAUACUUUUCGAACGUAAAAUUUCCGCUCGCCUCUUUUAUCUUUCCAACCGGGAGGCCAUCAAUGGCGUAUUCACAGAUACGGUUGUGUUCGUCAAGUGGGAGGUACCUGGCAAAAUUGCGUAUGGUGGAUAUGACUCGAAGAUGCGCGCGACUAGAGCAAUUUCCGCCGCGAUAGAAGCCGGGUAUCAUGCCGUGCAUCAUGUGGGCCUACCAGCCGUGGGGCUGAACACCGUGCGCUUUUACGGGAUCCCCGCUGAAGCUGAGAAGGAGUGGUUGUCCCGCUUUGGCAAUCCCGACGACGUCAUGUGGGAGGAAGAGAAGUACACGGACAUGCAGCGCGCUCUCGCCGCUAUCUAUAACCGACUCACAAUGGAUGACGAUGUGAUCGAAUUUGACGUCUUCCCAGGCCAGAGGGAGGGGUUCAAGAGAGGGCUUGCUUACUUCGUGUCUCCAGAGCAAGCCAAGGCUGCUUGCACACGAUUGAACGGGUGGAGGCCCUCUUCAAUUGGGCGGGCUAAAAUCUUCGCACAGCAUAGGCAAGAGGUGUCUUAUAGCGUCCCAUCCGUCGCUUUUUCCAAAAUAUCCGACGACAUCUCGGCCCUCCAACAAUCGAUACUUUCACGAGACGAUCAACGAAUCAAACUUUCCAUCAUACACAAAGGGCCGCCUGGCCUAAGCGACUUCCCCGUCAAAGUCCGGCUAUCUGGGGACGACCUCAAGGAACUGGUGCAGUACAAAACAGAAUUUGAGCAGAUUCUUCGGGGAGAAAUCGUACGGGAGAACGGGCGACUUGUCUGGGAUCGGUUCUUCAAGUCGCGUAAUGGGACCGCGAUGGUGAAAGACCUCGAGCAUCAUUAUCCUGGCGUAUCCGUCGAAGUUGACAUUGUGCGACAAAACAUCGUGCUCUACGGGUCGGCUGAAAAGCGAGCGGCUGUUCGCCAGUGUAUCUUGGAUCAGGUGCACACACUUGGGCGAACGAAAAUCUUCCACCUUGAUAUUCCCUUGGACAAUAUGCCUAGUUUGUUCAAAAGUCCGGACAUGGACAAGCUUCAGGACGAACUGGGUCGCGAUAAUAUCUGGUUUGAGCUCAAAAAUCCCAGAGUGAUGAUCCGGGGCGACACGAAAGCACUCGCGCUGGCGAAGGAGGCUGUCGUUCGUACGCAGGAGAGGAGGAUGAAGUCGCAAUCAAACCGGCCGUACGAUAUCGCUGCCUGUCCCGCCUGCCUGGACGCCGUGACCCUUCCGGUUACUCUCAACUGUGGGCAUUCCUGGUGUAGUGAAUGCCUGGCUAACUAUCUCAAGGCGGCUGUUGACGGGGGGUCCUUCCCGUUAAGCUGCUUCGGAAACCAAGGGAAGUGCUCGGAGCCUAUUCCAUUGGGCAUUGCUCGGGACUGUCUACAAACCCACGACUUCGACGCGCUCGUCCGGGCGUCUUACUUCUCGUACGUCCAUUCCAGGCCGAAGGAGUUCUACUACUGUCCCACCCCCGAUUGCCAAGAGGUCUAUCGGACCGCCCCCAAGGGAACUGUCCUCCAGUGUCCGUCCUGCCUGCAGCGCAUCUGCCCGUUCUGUCACGUCGAGUAUCACGAAGGUGCACCGUGUCCCGAGCGAGACGAAGACGAUAAGUUGUUAAAGCAGUGGAUGAAGGAUCACGACGUCAAGAACUGCCCCGGGUGCCGCGUACCAAUCGAACGGGGAGAAGGGUGCAACCAUAUUACGUGCACGCGAUGUCAGACGCACAUAUGCUGGGUCUGUCUUGAUACAUUCCCCAGAGGUGACGGGAUCUACGAGCAUAUGCGUACGAUGCACGGCGGUAUCGGUUUGCGUGCUGAUGGGCUCUGA